AUGAGCAAGCCGAAGUCUCAAGGUGGCCUUGGUUUCCGUGAUCUCAAAGUAUUUAAUCAGGCUUUGUUAGCAAAACAAGUGUGGAGACUCUACAACAACCCAAACCCACUUCUUUACGCUAUCCUCAAAGCUUGGUAUUUUAAACAUAGUUCAAUUUUAGAGGCUUACCAUGGAUACGAUCCAAGUUACUCUUGGAGGAGUUUGUGGGGGGAAAAAUCGCUGCUAUUAGAAGGGCUUAACUGGAGAAUUGGGAAUGGAAAAGAUAUUCGGGUUUGGCUUGAUUCUUGGAUCCUUGGUAACGUUAUUCCACCGCACACCACAAUUUUUUAUCCCGAGCUUCGUGUUGCUGAUAUAAUUGAUCAACAUUGUGGUUAUUGGAAGGUUGACAUGCUGCGUUAG
Molecule: messenger RNA, 399 nt
Organism: Chenopodium quinoa (quinoa)
Lineage: Eukaryota; Viridiplantae; Streptophyta; Magnoliopsida; Caryophyllales; Amaranthaceae
Exons: 1
Coding region: 1-399 (132 amino acids)
Source: RefSeq, a predicted model, not a curated record